AGGCGUAAUUUGCACAAGAUGUCUCAUGAGAAUAUCAAAGAUUUUGGUAAAUCGGUGUACGGGAAAACGCCUGGUAUAGUGUUCAGUUAUCAUGGAGACGAUGAGAACAAACAUCUAGUUCAACUACGAUCCGAUCAGGGUGAACAUAAAUCUAAAUACAAUACUGCGCGUGAAACAUCCAAUCGUGUCUCCGUAAACUUUGGAAAUAUUUCUGUUUCAAACCUAAAGCGGAGUUUGAACGAGCAACUGUUGGAAAAGAAGACGGAGGACGAAUUAAAGUGUCUUACGGAUGAAAAUCAAACAUCGCCAAUACCAAACCAUGGAAUAGUGUUUGAUAACCAAAUACUCUCUGCAGGUUCAUCGCUAUAUUCUAAAAGGAAAACCAGUGUUGUAAAGAACACUGACCAUGUUCAAACUAAAGCAAGUCGAGAAAAGGUUAAUUUGAACAAAUCUGUGACGAUAAAGAAGCCCUUGUUGGACGAACUGAGUGGAAUAUCCGUUAAGGACUUAUCUACCAGCUUAAUCAGGCUCAAAUUGAAGGAAGAAAGAGAGACAAAAAGACCCAUUAGUGAUCAGGGAGAUAUUGAAGAACAUGAGUCAUCCGAAUUUCCUCAUGAGCAUUGUUUAGCCUGUUUUCACAGGAAUUGCGAAAAAAUGAAGGAUUGUCCUGUGGUAAAAUGCAAGAACAAAUGUGAAGCUUUUUUUCAUAGAUGCAAACAGCGAGAGCAUGAUGAAAUGUGUAAAUACACUAUCAUUUCUUGUAUCAACAAAACUAUCGGAUGCAAAAUGGAAAUGCCAAGAAACAAGCUCUCGUAUCAUCUACAGCAUUGCACUAAAAUGACGAAAGCAGAAUUAAGGACUCCAAGCUUCAGUUUCCAUCGACACUCUGGUGACUAUCAGCAAACGUUUGCGAACGGAAGACCAUCUGUAAAGUAUAAUGACAUACACGAACAUUGUCUUCAUUGUCACAACAUCAGCUGUUCAGAGGAGCCAGAGUGCAUGAUCAAACGAUGUUCUAACAAAGGGUGCUCGAUGAAAUUGCAUGCAUGUAAAAUCAAAGAUCACAAACGAAUUUGUCUAUUUAAGGAAAUUCCCUGCAUCAAUAAAGAAUAUGGAUGCCAAUAUAAAAUUUCCAGAAUACUUCUUACAGAACAUUUACGUACUUGUCCAGUCAUGAAUUUUGAAGCGUUGGGUCUACCCCCAUAUAAUCUUUUGCAGAAUACCAACGAGCAAAGCCACCAUUGUGAAAACUGCUACAACAGUAACUGUACAGUUCCAGUGAACAAGAAAUGCAUUAUGAAGGAAUGUGGCUGUGGUGCUCUUCUGCAUGCUUGUAAGUGGGAAGACCAUUAUGAAAACACAUGCCCCGCACUCGUCAUGUACUGCAUAAAUUUCGACGCAGGAUGCAAGAUGAUCCUCACCCGUAGCAUGUUAACAACACAUCUUUUCCACUGUCCAGCCAUGAAUUGGGAACGUCGGAAACAGUUACCAAGCGACAGAAACUUAGACGAAUCCGAUUAUUCUCCCAUGAACAUAGUAUCAGAACCCACAGUCGAAACUGAUUCAGAUGAACAUGUUUAUGAAAAAUUGCCAAAACGCAAGAAAAAAGGCAGAAAAAACUGCAAAGUAAUGUAAGAAUUAGAAAGACAACAACAAUACUUCUGUUUCGUUUUUGGUUCAGGAAUUCAAAAUUGAUAAGUUUUCAUCAACGGUGGAACACAUAUGAAAAUAUUACAAUCAAUUUUGAACUCAUUCUGCUUCAUGUCGAAAGAAUUUAAUGUUUUCUGACUCAAACGUGCUUCAAAUAUGAAAUUCUAAUCCGUAUUAAGUGAAUCUUAAAGAAUAAGUGUAUAUACAAAUGACCUUCAUCAAGUCUGUCCUGUAAGUUUGUGCACUCAGCGAUCUAAUGCCGGAAUAUUACCAUUAGUAAAACACUGUAAUUCGAUACGCUAAUCAAAUGCGAGAGAUUAUCAUUGUAUAUCAUGCCCACCUUUAAUGUUCACUUCGUUAUAUCGCUUUUGGGUGAUCUGAUCAUCAUUUGCCAAAUGGACUUCAGCGUAACGUUGCGUUUCAUCACCUCAUUUAUUGUUAGUAGAUAACAUAUAUAUAAUCAUAUGCUUUUUGAAGGGACUUUCUGAUUACAUAAUAUUUGUGUGAUGUUGAGUUUAAUUUUAGCAUUGUCUCUGGUCAUCACUGACCAUCAUAUCAUUACAAAGUUUCGUCAUUUACGGAGUACUAUUCAAUAAACGACAUUUUCUAUCAAA
Messenger RNA from Ostrea edulis (European flat oyster), 2264 nucleotides. RefSeq lists its product as uncharacterized. The transcript has a single exon. Gene Ontology annotation, molecular function: ubiquitin protein ligase activity; zinc ion binding. The coding region runs from base 19 to 1635 and encodes 538 amino acids. NCBI's taxonomy places the organism in Eukaryota, Metazoa, Mollusca, Bivalvia, Ostreida, Ostreidae. The record is from RefSeq and is a predicted model, not a curated record.